AUGUCUCUGCACAGGGCCAUAGGUUUUUCACUUUCCUUCAUCCACAUUGUGCUGCUCUUCAUUGUCCAUGCAUCUCAUGGCUGGAUGAUGACUGAUUCUCAAGUAGACGAGUAUCAUGCUGGCCUCUGGACCAUCUGCUCAGAAAAAUUUGGAUGCAAGCCCCUGAGACCUCAUGAUGGUAUGGUAGAUGAGGCUAAACAAAAAUCAGUAUUGUGGUUUUGUUUGACAUAUGAAUGUAGAAUAUACCAUAUUUUUUGCUCUAUAAGACUCACUUUUUCCCUCCUAGAAAGUAAGGUGAAAUGUGUGCGCGUCUUAUGGAGCAAGUGCAGGCUGCACAACUAUCCCAGAAGCCAGAACAGCAAGAGCGAUUGCUGCUUUCACUGCGCAGCGAUCCCUCUUGCUGUUCUGGCUUCUGAGAUUCAGAAUAUUUUUUUUCUUGUUUUCCUCCUCCAAAAACUAGGUGCGUCUUGUGGUCUGGUGCGUCUUAUAGAGCGAAAAAUACGGUGAUUUAUUGUGAUUUGAAGCACCCUUUAGAAAGAAGAAAGAAAAGAAAGAACUCUGUUGCAAAGUAGCCAAAUUAUCCACAGCAGGGAUGAAAAACUGAUAGCAUUCCAGGUUUUGUUGGACUAUAGCUCCCAUCAUCCUUGACCACUGGCCAUGCUGGUUGGGGCUGGUGGUAGCUGAAGGCCCCAACAACUUCUGAAGAGCUAUCAGUUCUUCACCUAUAAUCUGCAGGGCCAGAGCAAAAUAUUUUGCCUCUUCAACUGGCUGCUGUGUACGAAAGUUACUAGCCCAAGAGUUCGCUGGGAAAAGGGGUUGGCUGUUAAAGGGGGAGUGCAGUGACAUUUGUUGCUGUGUCAAACCAUGUCCACUGGUGCAAGAGAAAUUUAGCAUGACCUGCAGGUAUAUUGGUCAAAAAGUUAUGGCUCCAUAAUGCCACAGUACUGCAAUGUGAAAAGAAUGUUAGAAAAUGGUGGUGCUAGGGUUAUAAUUGGGAAAACUAAUACAAUAUUCCCCACAUCUGAAUGCACCCAAACACUGUGGUUGAAGGAGCUGGGCUGUCUAGAUUGGAUUCCUUGAGCAUUAACCUGUGCCCUGCUUUUUGCUUUUUGGGGGUGUCUGAACACUAUAGCAGACAUAGUCCCCACUCUGACAUCAUGUAGGAUUGACAGAGAGCCAAGCCACUGUAUUGGGAGAGGUAAAACAUAACUAGCUGUGUUUUCCAGCUUGCAUCCUCUAACUUCUCUGCCUAGUGCCAUCUGCUGGUUCGUGCCUGUGCAACUAAUGUCUCCAUCUUAUACCGUUGCCUUGGUUUUGGCUUCAUGCUUGUUUGUUGCUGCAUCACUUACCACGAUGCCCAGGACUCCGUCUCACCCAAAGCAGCAAAAAGCUUGCCCAAAGGUCCUAGCCGCUUAUCGGAAAACGACACAGGCGUGACACAACGCCGUAUUCACCGUACAUUUGAAGCACUGUGGUGCCGCUUUCAAAAGCCAUGGCUUCCCCCAAAUAAUUCUGGGAGCUGUGGUUUGUUAUUAUGGGUGCUGAGUGCUGUUAGGAGACUCCCUCUUCCCCUCCCAGACUUGCAGUUCCUGGAGUUUCCUGAGAAGAGUGACUGAUUGUUAAACCACUCUGAGAAUAUCCUGUCUUAAAUCUCAGGCGCUACAAAUGUUAGAAAUCCUCCCUCUCUCUUAAAGCUGGCAAUCUGUGGAUUAUGGUUCAUCCUUUGCCAGCCCCCUUGCCCCCCUCCCCACCUCUGUGGAGAGAUGUGCAUCUAAGUCCUACAUGUUUUUGCAUGGGAGAUGCACAGGUUCUCCCUUUAUACCACAUUAUUUCAAAUACCACACCUCGUUUUGAGUGUUGCAGGUCUAAAUUUCGUAGGAAAGGGAACUGCUUUGUAUAAUGACAAGCUCCCACAAGGUUUUCUUGGGGGAGGGGGGGCAGGAACCCUGGGAAAUAUAUUUGUUUAAUCUGUGUCGUUAUGAAUUGAUUCAGACCCAUUGCCGACCACACCUCACAACUAGAGAGCCAUAGAAUAAAAUCUUUGUUGCCCCACCUAUCCAAUUAGCCAAAGCUCCACUCUUCCCCACCUUUGGAUGAUGGAAGAGAAGAAUAACUUUCACAAAAUUCCCUCUUUUUCUUUUAGUGCACCUGGACCUCAUGCGAAGCUUCAUGGUGCUAGCAACACUUGCAUCUGUCUCAGCUAUGCUAUGGACAGUGGAAUGGGACCACAUCAUCCACUGCAACUAUUGCUUUCCUCCCAAAUCCCUGAUUACUUCCAUCUUCAACUUCCUUGCAGGUACUAUUGUGAACUGAAUAAAUUUUAGGUGGCCGUUGUUUGCAUCCUAUCGCUUUUUGCGUGGAGUUUGGUCUGGUCUGGUGCUCUGGUGCAAGCCAAUGAUUCGUGUGAGAGCACGAAACACCCCCCGUUUUUUGGUCGGUCACUCUGUCGUGAUGGCAGAAAAAAAAGGGGGAUAUUCCAGGAUCCAAUCAGAAGCUGGGAUGGCUUCUGUAAUUCCAGGAUGUCCUGCUCAAAACGAGACAGUUGAAGGGUGUGGACUACACGUUCCUGUAGGCCACCAUUUUGUCUGCAGUAUAUGAAGCUUUUUGGAGCAGCAAUUUGGCAUUUUGGAGUGCACAUCUCUAUUUCUCCACAAUUUCUGAAUCAGCAGAGGUUGUGCAAGCCCUGCACUGGUGCAUAUUGCAGCGGUGGACUGGAUGAGGGUCAAUAGACCCUGCGGGUGGGUGGUUCCUGGGUCUGCAAGAUGGGCCCAUCGCCUGUUCUGACAUGGUUUCCAUCCCUCUAAGGAAGCAGGUACAGAGCUGGAGGAUACUCUCCUGUAUACAUACCUGCCAUUAGAGGCCCAAAUGACCCCUGUGGCUGGGCGUGUCUUUUGCCAGCUUCAUCUGGCAUGCCAGCUAUGGCUAUAACUGGAGAGUGCAGUGGCUGGACUGCUGAUUGGGGCAGAUGGCCAUUGACCAGUAGCAUUUGACACUUUGGCUAAGACACCAGCGGUAUGGUAUGGGGUCAGCUUCCUGGUUCUUGUGCUGAAAGCUGGGCUCCAGGAUACCUUAAAGACGGUUUGAGACCUUACUUCCCAACUCAGUCAAGGCUGUCUCCCAUGCUAUGGAGGUCCAAGUGGAUUCAGCUAGAUGGCGGUCAUUUAGUGUCGCUAGUCUCAUGCUGUGGAACACUCUUCUAGCAGAGAUCUGGCAAGCAUCCUCAUUUUUGACUUUCAGGUGUCUCUUGAAUAUGUUUUUGUGCCAGCAAGGCCUUUACAGCAAUUUGAUUUUUGUUUAGUCCAUCCCCUUAAUGACCAUCUCUGUUAGUUUCUGUGAACACCACUGGGCAGCGUGUCAGUACAAUCUCAGUACAAACCCAGUUUCUGUACAUAGGUACAGUGUUGAUCCCUUGGAACAACCUUGGACAAUAAAUCAGCAGGAAUUUCAUUACCUGGCAUGUAGGACACCGUUACGAGUCCUUUCUGAACACAUUCUCUAGCAUGUUGCAGCUUCAAUUGCAAGUGCUUCGUGCUUUGCUUACAACCUGUGCUGGAAACUCUGCUGGAUGAAGAAUGUGCCUGAGGCCUUAUCAAAGGCUCAGGUCGUUAUUCGUCGGGAGGCAAUUCUGAACGGCUCGGGGGAAGAAAAUGAGCUUUAUCAGCUUGGCCGAGCGGAGAUCCCGACAAUCUCUAUGUAUAUAUGGUGCUUUUAUGUUUUAAAGGUGCCUUGAUAUUUAACGAGACAGGAAUACCUCUAUUAAUCAAACAAUCAAUUAAUUCCACAGGAAUCUUUGUGCUGGUUGCUGUGGUGGUGUUUCACAUCAAAGUCAACCAGUUAUCAACAACUGUGCCUCCUUCUAAGAAAUGGGCUUUCUACUUAAGCUGUGGCAUCUGCAUCCUGUGUUUCUUGGCAGGUGAGUGUGAAGGGGUGAACAUUAUUCCUGAAAGGCUAACAUUAAUAUUGUGAAAUCUCCUGUGUUGGUAUGUCACUCUCUGGCGGCCAAAGAAAGGAAAGGGAGCCAAAUCGGCUCUGUAGGCUGCUAGGGUACACAGGAAACAACCCCACUAUAAAUAAGUCAGAAAUUAGAUCGUUUAAAAAAUAUAUGGAAAAACGUGUAUAAAUUAUAUUUAUAGCACAUUCAAAUCAUUGUUCCUUUACUAAUGUAGCUGAGUCCCUAGUUGCCCACCUGCUCUCAAGAGCUCAGCCCAUUUACUUACAAGGUGGACUAUGAACUAUUAUUCUAUGAGUUCAGAGAUGGGACAAUCCAACACACACUUUUUUAAUGGAUUGGGCAGUCUGUUUACAUCGGUACUGGCAUCUCCAUGGUCUAUGCAAUGGAGGGGUACCACACAGUCUCCAAUUUGUCACCAGGCACCUCUGAGGAGGAGAAAGGCUCACUGCUAGCAUGGUGCUCGGGGUGGCUCUGUAGCAGGAGGAGCCCAAAAAAAGAGUGUCUGAUAUAACACAGGGGUGCAAUCUUUCCCUCACAACCGACUUGGCCCUUCUCUAGGAGCUACAUCCUUGCUUCCCUGCCUGCAGACCUUCUCCUCUGCCACUGAAACUGUUUCACAGGCAUUGCCUUCCAAACCCCGCUGGGACCUUUCUCUUUUUUUUUGGUAAAUAAUUUUUAUUAAAUUUCCAUUUACCAAACCAAUCAUAUCAUAUUAAUUAUUCCAAAUUAUAUCAAUACAUAUCACAAAGUCCAAAUAUUAAACCAAAUUUUAAUUUUUUUUGUGGGGGGUACCCAUGCUUCGAGUUCGGUAGGAGUCCAAUCAUCUUAUAUUUCUGCUGCUUUGAUGUUCACAGUCCCAUCUUCUCAUCUCCUUGUCGUUAUCCUUUUUCUUCUUAAUAACCUUCGAGUUGUCUCCACAAGCGAGUUGAAAGAAACAGCCUUGUUUAUAUUUCUGUGUGAACUUUGUAAUGCUCUCCCAUAAUUCAUCUCACAUAGAUCCAAGAAUCCAAAAGUCCUGUUCAAGCGGCAGUUCCCAUUUUAGUCAGUUCCGAUGAAAUACAAUCUAGGCGUCCGCUCCUUAAUUUUCCCAGACCAGUUGCACCAUAAAUCAGUCUUUCCAGAAGGGUUAUUGCCCUUUCAAAUUUACGAUCCAAACCUGAUAACAGAACAGUGGCUCACCCCCCCCCCCAAGACUGCAAAUCUUGCAACAAGGUCUGCCUCUUAAUGGCGGAUCGCUUUUGUAACUACGCCACAAGAAAGCCUCCCUUCUUUCCAGAUCUUUCCCAGAGUAAAACCUUUUUAUUAGUAUUUUUUAUUUCCACACAGUUUAUUUUUCAGUCUCACUUGCUAUCAGUCAUUGUGACGGUUCUUCUAAGGGAGGGGGGGUUUGUUAGGUAAAUCAUAUUGAAAAAGAAGAAAGUUUCCCCCUCUUUCCGUUCCAUUCAACAUACCGACAUGGCUGUGAUUCUUUGAUGCAGUCCUCUGUUCAUUCUGUCCCAUCACUCUAUCUUCUCAGUGGUAGAUUUAUUUAGCAGAUAAUACACUCCUGACCUCGCUCGAAACAUGUGCAUUUACUUCUCCAAUUUUUUUUUAUCUUAAGCAACGCAGCUAGUUUCGCUCUUGAAAGCGGCGUCCAGGAGCUCCAGAGCUCGCACAAGGGGUUUCCGCGCAGUGCCCCCACCCCCUCCUUCUUUCGAACUCGGGGGUGAUUUAUGGGCAACCGCGGGUGAGGCAGCCCUUCUCUAGGAGCCACAUCCUUGCUUCCCUGCCUGCAGACCUUCUCCUCUGCCACUGAAACAGUUUCACAGGCAUUGCCUUCCAAACCCCGCUGGGACCUUUUUUCAGGGUUGUAUGGUUCUCACAUCCAAGCUCCUCUCAACACUCCUCCUGAUAUGACCACUCUCUCCAAGACACCACCACAGAGCUCAUGACAGUACUGUGGUACCUCUGGGUACAGAUGCUUCAGGUUACAGAUGCUUCAGGUUACAGGCUCUGCUAACCCAGAAAUAGUACCUCGGGUUAAGAACUUUGCUUCAGGAUGAGAACAGAAAUCACGCAGUGGCGGCGCAGUGGUAGCAGGAGGCCCCAUUAGCUAAAGUGAUACCUCAGGUUAAGAACAGUUUCAGGUUAAGAACAGACCUCCGGAAUGAAUUAAGUUCUUAACCCGAGGUACCACUGUACUGCCAUAUUUGUGUGCGUGCUUGAGAGAUCAUAUAACACCUAUAGGAAACCGCGGGUGAGGUCAAAUGCGUAUUUAGAGAAAGAUGCCCUUCACUAGGCUGGCAAUACACACCUCUUUUUCGUCAGAGGAUGAAAGAAAGAGAGGAAUGGGGAAUGUCAGGUUCAGGGCCAAAUGUGGGCCCCAGGCAUCUCUCAUUGGCACUGGGGCUACAUCUCCUCCUCCUCAGACACAUCCCCUCUCCCAAGGCUACACCCUUCACAGCCCCUGCUUCUCCUUCCAAGGGUUUUUGCCUGGUUGGAAGGUGUCCUUGAAUUGGCCUUGAGAAUGCCUCUUGCUUGCCUCAGUGCAAGACAGAGAGGGGUAUUUGAGUGUGUGUGGAACCUGCCUCCUUUACAAAGGUAAAAUUUACAUUACAGUGGUACCUCAGGUUACAGACGCUUCAGGUUACAGAUGCUUCAGGUUACAGACUCCGCUAACCCAGAAAUAGUACCUCGGGUUAAGAACUUUGCUUCAGGAUGAGAACCAUAGCUGUCAACAUUCCCUUUUUUAUGGGAAAUUCCCUUAUUCCAGUGCCGUUUCCCGCUGCUUCCUGCUGCUAUCCCGGAUUGUUAGAUAGCCUGUAGACUGUCCCUGGGACAGGUGAGGCUGCUGAUCCCUUAUUUUCAAAUCUGAAAGUUGACAACUAUGAUGAGAACAGAAAUCAUGCAGCGACGGCAGGGCGGCAGCAGCGGGAGGCCCCAUUAGCUAAAGUGGUACCUCAGGUUAACAACAGUCCUCCAAAACAAAUUAAGUUCUUAACCUGAGGUACCACUGUACAGUAGAACCUCACUUUGCGAACAUAAUCCAUUCCGGAAGUCCAGAAGUUCGACUUCCAAAACAUUUGAAAACCAAGGAUCAAAGGGCUGUCAGCAAGUUCAAUGGGGCAAAUUGAGAAAGCCAUUCGACUUCUGAGGUGCAUUCGAAAACAGAAGCAUUCACUUCACGGUUUUCAGCAUUCGGCUUCCAAAGCAGACGAGACAUUGAAAAACCGAGGUUUGACUGUAGUUGCUCUGCCUCUUUUGCCUCUGGUCCAGCCCACCACCGGCAUGUUGCUCAGAAAGGACUGUGGCCCUCUGUCUGAAAAGGUUUGCCCGCCCCAGGCUUAAUAUGUAAUAUGCAGCUAUGCUGAGGUUCCCAUCUGUCUGAGGUCUGCCGCUCUCCAGGCACCUCAAGUUAACAUAAGAACCUGCUGGGUGAGGCCAGUGGAAAACUAGCCCUGCUGUACAUCAGGGAGAGCUGUGUGGAGAGAGUCUCUUCCUUUAAAUUCCUAGGAGUUUAUCUCAGUGAAGACCUUACUUGGAAAAUCAAUACAACCCAGGUGGUUAAGAAAGCCCAACAGAGGCUCCAUCUCCUCAGAGUAUUGCGAAAGAACAAUGUCAAUCAACAUUUGAUGAUCUCCUUCAACUGGUCCAUAAUAGAAAGUGUCCUUUCAUACUGCAUCACGGUGUGCUAUGCUGGUUUGACAUCAACUGAUAGGAAGUGCCUACAGAGGGUGGUGAAUACAGCACAAGAUAUUAUGGGCUGUCCCGUGAAUCCCCUGGAUGAAACAGCGGAAGAACGUUGCCUCAGGAGAGUGAGGAAAAUUCUCAGGGAUGAUUCACACCCUGGCCGGCACUUUCUUGAUCUCCUGCCCUCAGGCAGAAGAUAUGGAGGCAUGAUUAGUCGCCCCAACAGGGUAAAGAACAGCUUCUAUCUGUGGGCUGUUAGGCUGCUGAAUGAAAAGAUAACAACAGGGCUUGUUUCGGGUUUGGUGGGUGUGCGUCAGUAAGGGGAAUUAAGACUAAGAGAGCUGAGUGGGGGGUGCUUGUGUAAUCUCACUGUAUACAAGUUGUACAAGUGACAAUAAAGUAUUUCAUUUCAUUUCAUCUAGUUCAGCAUCCUGUUCCCACAGGGGCCAACCAGAGGCCUGCAGGGAACCCGCAAGCAGGAUUUGAGCACAAGAGCCCUUUCCCCUCCUGUGGUUUCCUGCAUGGCUAUUCAGAUGCAUGGCUGCCUGCGACAGUGGAGGCAGCGCAAUGCCAUCAUGGCUAGUUGGCUGCCAGAGUGGUGCCCCUUCAUCUCACAAUGGAGGCAGCCACUGUCUGCUGGUGCUAAACACCUGGGGAGUGCUCCUCACAAUUUUAAGCCUCUUUCCACCACUUCUCUCCCAGGUAUUUACAACUUCUUGUGCUACAAGUUCUCAGUGUGGGGGACAGGAACAUCAACCACUCACGUUGGCCCGGAUAUCGAAACACCUGUGCUGCUUCCAGAAAGACAUAAUGCAGUGCGGCCUUCUCUGCUCUGAACGAACCAGGUUCUUAAUGUCCAAAUUCAUCUCAUCGUGUGCGCAUGCUCAGUGGAGAAGCCUCAUCCUUGCAGGGCAGUUCACCAUCUGCACCAGCUUCUUUGAGAUGUCCUCUGCCAUCCAGCUGGGAGGACUCUUUGAUUUUCUGAACACUUGGGAACUACUGAAGAUCUCCCUUCUUUGCUUUGUGCUACUCAGCAACACUGGAGAACAUUUUACUUCAGGAGCACUCUUCUUGAUCAAUGAAAUAUUCCUUUUGUUACCUGGACUCUCGUCCGAUAUGUUCAACAUCCAUUCACUCAAUAGGUUUCUGCUGACUGUACUUCAAUGGAUAGACAUGUACCUCCCACCCCAUCUAUUGCUAUUAAAUAUCCCUUUACUGACCAGGAUGGUUUCUUGUUAUGCCACUGGGAUCCUCUCUGUUUUGUCUGUGUGAUGGUGUGUGUGUGAAGGGUAUAUUUAUAUUUAUAAAUAACUAGGCAGAUAGAUAGGACCGCGGGUGGUGCUGUGGUCUAAACCACAGAGCCUAGGGCUAGCCAAUCGGAAGGUCGGCGGUUCGAAUCCCCGUGACGAGGUGAGUUCCCGUUGCUUGGUCCCUGCUCCUGCCCACCUAGCAGUUUGAAAGCAUGUCAAAGUGCAAGUAGAUAAAUAGGUACCGCUGUGGCGGGAAGGUAAACAGCGUUUCCAUGCACUGCUCUGGUUUGCCAGAAACGGCUUAGUCAUGCUGGCCACAUGACCCGGAAGCUGUCUGCGAACAAACACUGGCUCCCUCAGCCUACAGAGCAUGAUGAGUGAUGCAACCCCAGAGUUGUCCGCGACUAGACCUAAGGGUCAGGAGUACCUUUAGGCAGGUAGAUAAAAACAUCUCUCCUUCUAAUAUCAAACUUGGGUGAAGAGGGCUGUACAUUUGUAGCCAAAAUGGGGCGACUGAGGAAUAUGAGGAAGUUUGAAGCAUGCCUGGGGGAUUCUUGAAAUUCACAGAAGUAUGGGAAAAUAAUAUUUACAAAGUGAGUGAAUCACAUAACAAAGCAUAAUACAAUAUAUACCCCCCCAAAAACCAAUAUAAAAUCUGCCCCCCCAAAAAAAUAAACCCCCAAAACAAGUACAGUACCAACAAGAAAACCAAAUCGGUUGUGGAGGUAAUGGUACUUAAAUAAUUCCGCAUCCAAAUCAACCCCAAAUAAAACAGUUUUUCACUCACAGUUCCUCUUCAGCUGUUUAGUGGAGGGAAGCAGAAUCUGGGGCCUUCCAGAUAUGGUGGGACCACAGCUCCUGUCAUCUCUGACCGAUGGCCAUUCUUGCAGUGGCUGAUGGGAGUUGGAGUCCAACAAUAGCUGGAGGGCUGGUUUAGCCCCUCACUCCCCUGAGUGCCCCCCCAAAAAAGCAAGAGGCAGGUAGCUGCUACCCACAGAAAAAGCUGUAUUUUAAGGGUACUUUGUUAACAGCACCAGGGUACUUUGUAAGCACAGCACAGGAUGUAUACCUCUUGUUAUCUUUCCCUUUUGAUCUUCGGUUUGCAGAUAAGUAACCGUGUGCACCUAGCCUGGGUCUUGAUGAGCUUUGAGGGUAAGCUAUGUAACUAUCACCCUCUUCUUCUCUCAAGUUCUCCCUCCACUGCUUCAGCUGGAAGGACACUGAGUUGUAUUCAGUCAUGGUGAAUGAGCUCUUCACGGUUCCCUUAAGUGGAGCUCAACCGCUCUUCCCAGAGACACACUCUCCUCUCUUUCCUUGACCUAAGAGGAAACCUAAACUACAAUUCCCACCAGCCCCAGUAAGCAUGCCUAAUGGCCAGGGAUGAUGGGAGUUGUAGUUCAGAAACACCUGGAGAACCAAAGGUUCUCCCACACCUGGCCUAAGGGUUGAGCAAAGAGCCCUGUUGGUGAAAGGGGCCAAGUUGGUGAAAGAUGGCUUAGCAUUAUGCACAGACCAGACCUGCAUCCUUAUUGCCCAUUGAACCUUUGGUGAUUGAAUUCCAGCUCCACACAAGUACUGGUGAUUCAGCUGAUUCAUUGACAGCAUUCCAUGGAACACCCUGGCAGGACUGCUUUAGAUAAGCCUACAGGAGGCUUUCUCUUAGGACAAGGGAAGAGAAGAGUGUGCAUCUGUGUUGAGACUGUCUCAGCUCCACUUAAGGCAGGGGUUCUCAACCUGUGGGUCCCCAGAUGUUGUUGGACUAUAACUCCCAUCAUCCCUGAGCUCUGGCCUUGCUAGCUAGGGGUGAUGGGAGUCGUAGUUCAACAACAUCUGGGGACCCACAGGUUGAGAAAGGCUGACUUAAGGGAACCGUAAACAGCCAAUUGACCAAGUAUAACUCGGUGUCCUUCCACCUGACGUGGGGGAUUCACAGAAUCUCCACCCCCUGUUCUAGGUGUUCCAGACUAGAAUGGAAGUUCCAUGGCAGUUGGAGGCCAGAGUGGAGGGAGGUGUAUAAAACUACCACCCUUGGCAAGAACUGGGUGCUGCUAUCCCCGUGGUGGGGUGGAGUGUGUCCCUCCUGUUCCAGACCUCCCUUGCCAGCUCCCCUCUAUCUGUCUAAGGCUGCAGUUGAGGCAAAAGGAAGAUUAGCUUGGAAGGAAAUUGAGGAGAUGCCAUUCGUGGCCUCGGGUCCUUUCUACAGAAGCACCAGCAUUCUCUUUUCCAUGAUUAAUUUUCUGCAACUUGUCAUUGCCCAUGCAUCUCCCACCUGGACUUCGUAUAUUGCAGAUGUGGACCAUUUUGUUAUAGGACUCUGGCUCCUCUGCUCAGACAAAUAUGGAUGCCAACCCACAGGAACUCGUGAUGGUAUGGUAUAUGGCGGGGUUAGGGAACUGUUGUUAGCUCAACCUUUUCAGCAACCUUGGGGGAUGGCACAUGUGGGUGGGGCCAGAGGCAAAAGUGGGUGGGGCACCAUGUUAUCUUUGUACAAGAGCCUAGCUUCUACAGACACCUGCACAUCCCUCUCUGACCUCCAUCCAGGCAUGCAAAAAGGUGUUAUCCGUGUUCAAUGACAAAUUGCAGCCGGGGGUGGGGGUGGGAUAUCCAAGAAAAAUGCAAACCAGGACCCAGCAGGAUGCUGACCUGUGAAGAGAAUCUGAAGGCCAGAUGGAAAGAGUUGAAGGGCCAUAUUUUGCCCCUGGGCUUGACAUUUCAAACCCUGCCCCAAUAUAUAAGGUGCAACGAAAACCAAAACUGUUGUUUUAUUAACAUAUGAAAGUAGACCUGUGUCAUUUGAGCAUGCAUUUGAAAGUAUGAGAGAGAAUGGAGGCAGCAUUUUCCUUUGCAAAAUAAAGGUCUUGAUCAGGUGUGGGGAACAGCCCCAACAAGCAUGGCCAAUGACUAGGGAUGGUGGGAGUUAAGCAACUUCUGGAGGUAUGACGGUUCCCCACACUUGCUCUAGAGGUCUGUCCUCAAAUGUUUUGCUACUCUAAUUAGCUGCAGUAUAUGGUCUGUCCUCCCAGCAUCCCUUGCAAUGUCCCAAAGGAUGUUGGGGGCACAACUCUUGGAUUUCAUGGGACUUUGCCAAUGCAUGUACAAAUACUCUGGUCCUGAGCAGCUCGUUCCUACUUUUAAAACUCAAAUGCAAUCUGGGGCCCAAGUUGUUUACCCUUUCUGCAUUAAUGUUGGAGCAGCCAUGUCAUUGAACUGAACUCGAUUUCCCAUCAGCCCCAAACAGCAUAGCAGGCCAACAGUCAGAGAUGAAUAGGACCUGGAUUCUAACAACAUCUGGAGGGCAAGAUAUUGGCUGCCCCUGCAUUGAUGUAAGCACCUUGAAUUGGGCUCAGAAGCAAAUGGGAUGCCAGUGCAGAUGCUUCAGGAUAGGUGUAAUAUGGGUCCUCGCAGGCAUCCCAGAUGACAUUUGGCACAAGUUGCAGCCUCUGAGCCAUCUUCAAGGGGAGCCCCACAUAGAGUGCAUUGCAGUAGUCCAAUCUGGAAUUUACCAGGAAUAGAAUGCAGUUACCCAGUCAUUUCUGUCUGUAGCUGGCAAACCAUCUAGAACUUGAAAUAGGAGUGCAUACAUUUGAAUCAUACGCGUCUCCAAAUAAGAAAGGUACACAAGUUAUUCUAUUGCACAUUAUACAAUGGGCACGGUAACUUCUGAGUGUUCCCUGGGAAGAGGGACCAUUGGUUAAAGCACACUGCCAUUUAUAGCUCUGUGGGAGAAUCGGAGUCUCCUAACAACUUUCACCAUCCUAAAUGAACUACACUUCCCAGGAUGCUCUGUGGGAAGCCAUGACAGUUUAAAAUGGUGUCACGGUAGUUUAAAUGUAUAGUGUAGAUGGGUUCUUACAAAGAUGAAUCCGUUUCAAUGGGUCUGCUCUUAGUAGGGUCAGCACUGGGAUGUAACUCAUACUUUUCAACUGCAAAUCAAUUGUAUAUUCCAUGUGAAGUCACUGAAUUUGUUCUGUUUGAAGUAGCACCAAAGGAACAAGCGAGUGUAAAGGCCAAAUGAUAGAUCUGACCAAUUUUCCCAUGAGUACAAACUGAUGUGGCUGUGACCAGGCUCUUGCAAGGGGGAAGAAAAGGCUCAGAAUUAGCCUCCGUUUUCACAAUAUCUCUCCUUUUUAUCUCUCUCUCUUUAUAGUAUCCCUGAAUAUCACCCGGAUCUUCAUGAUACUUGCUCUCAUUAUGUCCUUCGUAGCUUUGGCAUUAUCAAUGCCAUGGGAGUGGAUUGUUCGCUGCUCCUCUCCUUUUCUUAGCAGGCCUCUGCUUAUUUCCAUCUUCAGCUUCAUUGCAGGUAUCAUGGAAAGUGCAUAAAUAUACAUAGGACAAAGCUGUAAUUUGUGACAGGCACUGUGAGUUGAAAGGAGCCUCCCUGUUCCCCUCAAGGAGCUGCAAUUCCCAGAGUUCCCUGGGAAGAGGGAUUGAUAUGGUAUAACAAAUGCAAGGUGUGGAUGUGGCCAAAAUUGUACCACAUAAUAAUAUUACUUUAAUAACAAUUUAUUAAAUUAAAUUUAUUAUCGUGUUUUUAAUAUUCUCCUGGGAGCCACCCAGAGUGGCUGGGGAAACCCAGCCAGAUGGACGGGGUAUAAAUAUCUGGCUGAGUUUCCCCAGCCACUCUGGGCAGCUCCCAACAGAAUAUUAAAAACACCAAACAUUAAAAACUUCCCUAAACAGGGCUUCCUUCAGAUGCCUUUUAAAAGUCAUAUAGUUGUUUAUUUCCUUGACAUCUGGUUGGAGGGCAUUCCACAGGGUGGGCGCCGCUACCAAGAAGGUGCUCUGCCUGGUUCCCUGUAAACUUGCAGUGAGGGAACCGCCAGAAGGCCUUGGAGCUGGACCUCGGUGUCCGGGCAAAACAAUGGGGGUGGAGAUGCUCCUUCAGGUAUACAGGACCAAGGUCGUUUAGGGCUUUCAAGGUCAGCACCAACAGUUUGAAUUGUGCUCAGAAAUGUACUGGGAGCCAACGUAGGUCUUUCAGGACCGGCGUUAUGUGGUCUCAGGGGCCGCUCGCAGUCACCAGUCUAGCUGGAGAUGCAGCUGUUUUUAGGGAAGAGCAGUGAAACGUCUCUUCCUCCUCUGGGGAGUGGCAGGAAUAGUUCUGUGCACUAUGGCUUCCACAACCACCUCAGUGUAUUCUGAGGUCUGCAACUGCUGUCCUUGCCCCUUUGGCCCAGAAUUGGUCCGACGUGACAGCAUGGAACCAAUUUUGCAGCUCCAGUGACACAGCAUGGCUCCUGGCAGUCCUGCUUCCAUGUGCCACUUUCCUCCAGGGCUUCAUCACCUGCAAUGGGGAAUCUUCCUCCUCCCUGGGGGCAGCUUGCCUGUGCCACUGUUCCAGGACAGUUGACUCUGCUGUGUUGAGAAAUUCCACAUCUUGGCCAGUAGCUUGAAAUGUGAAUAGGUGGACCUCAAGGUGCUGUACCUUCUCUUCCAACGAGGAAGACAGCUUGCAGUUGCUGCAGGUGUAGCUUUGUGCCUUUGUUGGGUUUGUUGGAUUAAGUUGCUCACAUGGAGCUGUCCGUGAUCCAGAAAUCCACACACCCCACCCCACAUUGGUCCUGUCAUCAGACCAGAACACAGCAUAAUCUCACUGAGGGCUUUUGCCAGGCUGCCACAGGUUAGAUUUUAUUGUGUAGAUCUGGAAAUUCAGUGCCAGAGGCGUGAUGUCAGCAUCACUCCAUGGAUAGAGGCCAGCAGAGCUCUGUUGGGCUGGCAGGGGUGGGGAGACCUAUGUCCCAUCCAAUCUCCACCUCACCCCAGUUGCAGCAAAGGGUUGAAUUGCAGCCUUACCUUUUUGAAAAAGCAGCAUUCUAAGGGUCAUGUAUAAUAUAAAGCACAUCUUAAACAGAACAGUUUUGAUAAUUUUUUUAAUGUUGGCAGAGGAAAUGUGAAAUUAGCCCCCUGAGAGGCUCAAUUUGAGCCAAGGGGCCAUCAGUAAGAAGGUCCUGUCUGUCAGAUUCACAUUUUUCCAAUCUUUCAGUUCACCCCAUUUCUAUAUCAGCUUGUGUUGCUGUUUUUUUAAUCAUGAAAAUUCAUGAGCAAACAUUUUUGGCAAAAAAAAAUCCCCAAACAUAACACAUUUGGGUAUUUUCUGCCCCUUCCAUUAAUACAAGCACUUUUAGUGUAUUUUUCAUCUUUGUUGGAAGCCACCCAGAGUGGCUGGGGAAACCCAGCCAGAUGGGCGGGGUACAAAUAAUAAAUUAUUAUUAUUAUUCAUGCACACUCUGCCUCAAAACUACUUAGGGACCAUGCAUUAGAGUUUAAGAAUUCCCCCUCUUUCAGGUUUCUAAUAAUAUCAUACAGAGGCCAGAGGUGGGGAACCUGUGGCUCUCCAGAUUUUGUUGGACUUCAGCCCCCACCAGCUCCAGCCAGCAUGGCCCACAGUCAAGGAUUAUGGGAGCUGGAGUCAAACAACAGAUUUCUCCAUCACUUAUCAAAAUGGAAUUCUAAGUAUCUCCUUUGUGUUUUGUAGCAAUCUGUUCGCUAAUUGCUGUGGUGGUAUUUGGGGUCCAAGUUGAUCGGAAGUCAGACUCCGCACAUCCUUCUGGGAAAUUUGCUUUUUACUUAAGCUGUUUCACCUCUGCUUUUUCCUUCUUGGCAGGUAAGUAUCAGUGGGGGGCUUCUUCUUCUUCGUCUUCUUCUCCUUCUCCUUCUUCAAAUUUAUAUACUGCACUAGACCCGGAGGUCUCAGGGCAGUUCACAGAAUAAAAUCACAAUAUAAAUCAUAGACCUCACCAUCAAUUAUAUUCCUUUCCUUGUAGGAAACUGUGUUGAUCACUGUGGUGGUUGAGAAGUCUAAGAUUUUGACUUUUUGCUUUAUCUAUGCCUUCUCUUUCCUGUGCUUCUAGUUUCAGCGUUCCCCAUGAAGAAGGAUUGAUUGUUUAACUACUCUGGGAGCUGUAGCUCUGGGAGGGGAAUAGAGGGUCUCCUAGCAGCUCUCAGCACCCUUAACAAACUACAGCUCCCAGAAUCUUGUGUGUGUGUUUCUUUGUGGCUGAUUAGCUGCUCUCCCUGUGCAAAGGUCAGAGGGGGCAGGGAUUCUGUUGAGGCAGGUGAUUAGCUGUGGGAGGAGCUUAUCAGAGCUUGCAGGGCAGCAGCUGAAGAAGGAGCAAAAAAGGGUUUUCUUGUGUGUGUGUUUCUUUGUGGCUGAUUAGCUGCUCUCCCUGUGCAAAGGUCAGAGGGGGCAGGGUUUCUGUUGAGGCAGGUGAUUAGCUGUGGGAGGAGCUUAUCAGAGCUUGCAGGGCAGCGGCGUGCGCAGUUUGAUCGAUCUUUUAGAUUUAGGGGAGCUAGUCUCAAACGUUUGUUGGGGGAGACCUAGGGUUUUUGGGGGGGGAGUUAUUUGUCCUGUCUUCACGCUUUUUAUGAUGGAGGACUGCUGUAGCCACCCCCAACAACACGUUCUCAAGAUGGAGGGGGGGAACAGCUGCAGUCGCCUGUGGUUCCUGUGCAAUGUUUGCCAUCUUGCCAAAGGUUGCAGGCAGCUUUACCUGCAGCAAGUGCAUGUUGAUUGCCCUCUUAGAAGACAAAGUCCAGCAACUGGAGGAACGUGUAGCUAUGCUCCAAAGAAUUAGAGAGCUGGAGCUCUUCUUGGAAGCAACAGAGCACACCGUCUCCACCAAGGAGGAGGCAGGGGACUCCCUGAGAAGGAGGCUAGUUCACCAACACAGGAGCCAGAUAUAUGGAGAAACGUGACUCAAAGAAGUAGGAGGCCCAGGGUUCACUCUGAUUGUUUAGAAAUACACAAUCACUUUGAGGUCCUCUCCCCUAGCAUGGAAGACGAAGAGCAGACUCCAUUUGAGGAUCUCUCCCUCAUUACAGUCGAUCAGGUAUAUGAAGAUGAGCAGCAAAGUCAGUCCUCAGGGAAUGUGCAGGCGACCUUGGAAUGGACAGCUCACGGAAGAACCCUGACCAAACCUAAGAGGAGGCGUGUAGUGGUGAUAGGGGAUUCCCUACUGAGGGGAACAGAAGCAGUGAUCUGUGGGCCUGACAAGAUGUCUCGGGAAGUGUGCUGUCUCCCAGGGCUAAGAUCCAAGAUGUAACUGAACGACUGCAAGGAAUCAUAAAACCCACUGACAAAUACCCCUUCCUCUUGGUUCAUGUGGGAACCAAUGACACUGCAAGCAAUAGCCUCCAGAAGAUCAAAAGAGACUACGAGGCUCUGGGCAGGAAAUUGAAGCAAUUAAAUGCACAAAUUGUCAUCUCAUCUGUCCUCCUAGUUGAACGACGUGGCCCAGGGAGAGAGGGAAAAAUAGUGGAAGUGAACAGCUGGCUUCGCAAAUGGUGUAAACAGGAACGGUUUGGAUUCUUAGAUCACGGACUGCAGUUUCUUGAAGAUGGACUUCUGGCAAGCGAUGGGCUGCACCUCACAACAGUUGGGAGGAAUGUUUUUUGCCAAAAAUCUCAGAAACCCCAUCAGGAGGGCUUUAAACUGACUAAUGUGGGGGAGGGAGACAGUGCUCCUGAAGGUAGGAGUCUAUCAAUUGAUGAAGAUGAUCAUCCAAAUGUCAUAGACCAAAUGGAGCAAACAGCACACAGACCUAGUGGUGGGAGGAAAAAUCCUUAAAUAAGAGACACGGGGAAUGAUUAAUGGACUUCAAUGUCUGUACACUAAUGUGCAAAGCAUGGGAAAUAAACAAGAUGAGCUUGAGCUCUUGGUACAGCAAACUAAAUAUGACAUAAUAGGCAUCACUGAAACCUGGUGGGAUAAGUCCCACGAUUGGAAUGUAAUAAUGGAGGGAUACAAUCUAUUUCAGAGAAACAGACCAGACAAGAAAGGAGGAGGAGUGGCGUUAUAUGUCAGGGAUGUGUAUACCUGUGAAGAGAUCCAAGAUUUAGAACCUCAAAGCCAAAGUGAGAGCAUUUGGGUCAAAAUUAAGGGAGAGAAGAAUAACAGUGACCUCAUUGUGGGAGUUUACUAUAGAUCCCCAAGCCAAACGGAGGACAUAGAUGAUGCCUUCCUGGAACAGAUGGCCAAGCAUGCAAAAGGAAGGGAGAUAAUAGUAAUGGGGGACUUCAAUUACCCGGAUAUUUGUUGGAUGUCAAACUCAGCCAAGAGCAUAAGGUCAAACAGAUUCCUCACUGGCCUUGCAGACAACUUCAUUGUCCAGAAAGUGGGAGAAGCAACAAGAGGAAAAGCCAUUUUAGAUCUGGUCCUAACCAAUGUUGAUGACCUGGUUAGUGGGGUAGAAGUGGAAGGAUCAUUAGGCACGAGUGAUCAUGCUCUUCUGAAGUUUACUAUACAGCGGAAAGGAGCAGCCAAGCAUACUAGGACUCAAUUUCUUGACUUUAAGAAAGCCGACUUCAUAAAACUUAGGGAAGUGCUGGGUGAGAUCCCAUGGACAGUAAUACUAAAAGGAAAGGGAGUUCAUGAUGGCUGGGAGUUUGUUAAGAGGGAGAUAGUAAAAGCACAACUUCAGGCAAUACCAAUGAGACGGAAACAUGGAAGGUGCCUAAAGAAGCCAGGGUGGCUAUCUAAAGAACUUUUAACUGAGUUAAGAUUAAAAAGGAUGUGUACAAAAAAAUGGAAAAGGGGGGAAACCACCGAAGAGGAAUUCAAACAAAUAGCCAGCAUGUGUAGACACAAAGUCAGAAAAGCUAAAGCACAGAAUGAACUCAGGCUUGCUAGAGAGGUUAAAAGCAACAAAAAGGCUUUUAUGGGUAUGUUUGUAGCAAAAGGAAGAACAAAGAAACAGUGGGGUCACUCAGAGGAGAAGAUGGUGAAAUGCAAACAGGGGACACAGAAAGGGCUGAACUCCUCAAUGCCUUCUUUGCCUCAGUCUUCUCCGAUGAAGAAAACAAUGCCCAACCUGAAGAAUUUGGAGCAAGUGAUUCAGCACAGGAAACACAGCCCAGAAUAACUAAGGAGAUAGUACAAGAAUACUUGGCUAGUCUAGAUGUAUUCAAGUCUCCAGGGCCAGAUGAACUGCAUCCAAGAGUAUUAAAAGAACUGGCAGAUGUGAUCUCAGAACCACUGGCAGUCAUCUUUGAGAAUUCCUGGAGAACAGGCGAAGUCCCGGCAGACUGGAGGAGGGCAAAUGUUGUCCCUAUUUUCAAAAAGGGGAAAAGAGAGGACCCAAAUAAUUACCGCCCAGUCAGUCUGACAUCAAUACCAGGGAAGAUUCUGGAGCAGAUCAUUAAGCAAACAGUCUGUGAGCACCUAGAAAGGAAUGCUGUGAUACCAAUAGUCAGCAUGGAUUUCUGAAAAAUACGUCAUGUCAGACUAACCUGAUCUCGUUUUUUGACAGAAUUACAAGCCUGGUAGAUGAAGGGAACGCAGUGGAUGUAGCCUACCUUGAUUUCAGCAAGGCAUUUGACAAGGUGCCCCAUGAUAUUCUUGUAAAGAAGCUGGUAAAAUGCGGUCUUGACUAUGCUACCACUCAGUGGAUUUGUAACUGACUGUAGCUGACUGACCGAACCCAAAGGGUGCUCAUCAAUGGUUCCUCUUCAUCCUGGAGAAGAGUGACUAGUGGGGUGCCACAGGGUUCUGUCUUGGGCCCGGUCUUAUUCAACAUCUUUAUCAACGACUUGGAUGAUGGACUCAAGGGCAUCCUGAUCAAAUUUGCAGAUGACACCAAACUGGGAGGGGUGGCUAACACCCCAGAGGACAGGAUCACACUUCAAAACGACCUUGACAGAUUAGAGAACUGGGCCAAAACAAACAAGAUGAAUUUUAACAGGAGAAAUGUAAAGUAUUGCACUUGGGCAAAAAAAGGAGAGGCACAAAUACAAGAUGGGUGACACCUGGCUUGAGAGCAGUACAUGUGAAAAGGAUCUAGGAGUCUUGGUUGAGCACAAACUUGACAUGAGCCAACAGUGUGACGCGGCAGCUAAAAAGCCAAUGCAAUUCUGGGCUGCAUCAAUAGGAGUAUAGCAUCUAGAUCAAGGGAAGUAAUAGUGCCACUGUAUUCUGCUCUGGUCAGACCUCACCUGGAGUACUGUGUCCAGUUCUGGGCACCACAGUUCAAGAAGGACACUGACAAACUGGAACGUGUCCAGAGGAGGGCAACCAAAAUGGUCAAAGGCCUGGAAACGAUGCCUUAUGAGGAACAGCUAAGGGAGCUGGGCAUGUUUAGCCUGGAGAAGAGGAGGUUAAGGGGUGAUAUGAUAGCCAUGUUCAAAUAUAUAAAAGGAUGUCACAUAGAGGAGGGAGAAAGGUUGUUUUCUGCUGCUCCAGAGAAGCGGACACGGAGCAAUGGAUCCAAACUACAAGAAAGAAGAUUCCACCUAAACAUUAGGAAGAACUUCCUGACAGUAAGAGCUGUUCAACAGUGGAAUUUGCUGCCAAGGAGUGUGGUGGAGUCUCCUUCUUUGGAGGUCUUUAAGCAGAGGCUUGACAACCAUAUGUCAGGAGUGCUCUGAUGGUGUUUCCUGCUUGGCAGGGGGUUGAACUCGAUGGCCCUUGUGGUCUCUUCCAACUCUAUGAUUCUAUGAUUCUAUUCUAUGAUUCUAUGAAUCCUUUGGGAGAAGCCAUGCCUAUUUACAAUGGUAUGAUACUGCUUUAAAUAGAUGGUGUGAAUGUGGCCUUGAACAUAACAAGGAGCCCAUUGUAUACCUUUGACACUGUACCUAUUUAUAACUCACAGGGGGCUCUUUCCUUGGGCAUAAGUGUUCUGAAAUGGUGAAAUGUACUUGUGCAGAUCAUCUUUAUUUUAGUGGGGCUUGAGCAGGAGAUUUUCCUAAUGGAUUGCUGCCAAUCUUGCAGGCUUAUUGGUCUGCUAUGUGGUUCCCUUGUUGUUGUUUAGUUGUUUAGUCGUGUCCGACUCUUCGUGACCCCAUGGACCAGAGCCCGCCAGGCACUCCUGUCUUCCACUGCCUCCCGCAGUUUGGGCAAACUCAUGUUUGUAGCUUCGAGAACACUGUCCAACCAUCUCAUCCUCUUUCGUCCCCUGCUCCUUGUACCCUCAGUCUUUCCCAGCAUCAGGGUCUUUUCCAGGGAGUCUUCUCUUCUCAUGAGGUGGCCAAAGUAUUGGAGCCUCAGCUUCAGGAUCUGUCUUUCCAGUGAGCACUCAGGCCUGAUUUCCUUCAGAAUGGAUAGGCUUGAUCUUCUUGCAGUCUGUGGGGCUCUCAAGAGUCUCCUCCAGCACCAUAAUUCAAAAGCAUCAAUUCUUUGGCAAUCAGCCUUCUUUAUGGUCCAGCUCUCACCAUACAUCACUACGGGGAAAACCAUAGCUUUAACAAUAUGGACCUUUGUUGGCAAGGCGAUGUCUCUGCUUUUUAAGAUGCUGUCUAGGUUUGUCAUCACUUUUCUCCCAAGAAGCCGGUGUCUUUUAAUUUUGUGACUGCUGUCACCAUCUGCAGUGAUCAUGGAGCCCAAGAAAGUAAAAUCUCACACUGCCUCCCUUUCUUCCCUCUCUAUUUGCCAGGAGGUGAUGGGAGCAGUGGCCAUGAUCUUAGUUUUUUUGAUGUUGAGCUUCAGACCAUAUUUUGCACUCUCCUCUUUCACCUUCAUUCAGAGGUUCUUUAAUUCCUCCUCACUUUCUGCCAUCUGAGUUGUAUCAUCUGCCAAUGACUGCUGUCUCAUUUUUGCAUCUACCUCUGGCUGCUGCCCUGGCGAUUGCGGGGGCCAGUGCCAUGUGAUGUGCUCAUGCCAUGCAUGCAUGCGGUACACUCACACUUGCCGUGCAAUGUGCUGACAUGUCGUGCACAAGGGACAUGAACACACAGCACUGCCUGCACACAUGGCAUGCACAAGGUUGCUGCAGAAUAUUGAGGGGGCCCGGUCACCUCCUUGAAUUUUUUUCGGGGGCAGCCUCAGCUCCCCUGCCCUUCCCCCAGAUGGCACCCCUGCUACACGUGAAGAACAGCUUCUGCUGAUGUUUCCAAGCGGUUGCUAUUUUAGGAUGGGAUUCAAUCACAUACUAACAAGUUCAGUAAAAGCUGGUCUGGUCGUCUUUUGCAACAAACCAGCUUCUCCCAAAGACCAGACUUUUAGUGAUAAGAAAAUUGAUGGGCAAAAUGCAGCAUAAACAUCAUCUCAGCUCCCUGCAAACAAAUCAGCAUAAAUGCUAACUCAGUAGCCAACAUCACCUGAUCUCCCUGAAAACAAAUCUCGAUGAAUGUCCUACCUCCAGUUGCUGGGAAUAUCAAGUGGGGAGUGUGCUCUUGUGCUUGAUGGUUUCUCCUAGGCCUUUGGUUGGCCACUCUCAGAACAGGAUGGUGGGCUACAUGGGCCUCUGGACUGAUCCAGCACACCUUUUCUUACUUCCUUAUGCUCAAUACACAGUUCAUUUGGAAGUGCCCUGAGUGUUCCUCACAAUUUCUAACGGAAAUACAUUAUUAUACACAGCGCAAAAGAGGAGAAUGUGAGACCUCCUCUACGUUAUAAAAUAUUUCGGUUGCUGUGUUUGCAUGUGGUAAUGGGAGCUGCCACGUUAACUGGAAUACGGCAACUUAAGGAGAAGUAAGUUCUGAUGUAAUUCGACCACUACAUAGGAGGUUGGGUUUUAUAGUAAUGCUGGUUUUUUUGUUCUUUAUGUAAUAAAAGAAAGCAAAAGAAACAAUUUCCAAUUUCUUUUUGCUGCUUUCUCUUCCAGCUGUUUACAAUGGUUUGGUCCACAAGUUUUCACUCUGGGAGGUUGCAAGCUCAGGCCGUGUUGAAGAUACGCAAAAGCCGGAUGAGACAGCCUAG
This is a messenger RNA of Podarcis lilfordi (Lilford's wall lizard), 22501 nucleotides long. NCBI's taxonomy places the organism in Eukaryota, Metazoa, Chordata, Lepidosauria, Squamata, Lacertidae. The record is from the annotation of a GenBank genome assembly.